Molecule: messenger RNA, 1791 nt
Organism: Symbiodinium sp. CCMP2592
Lineage: Eukaryota; Dinophyceae; Suessiales; Symbiodiniaceae
Source: the annotation of a GenBank genome assembly
AUGGCACUGAGCACGAAGCCCAUCCAGAAUCUGAAUGCAGAAUCGCAAACAUUGAGCAGAUACACCUCUGUGCUGUCUAGUGCCGCAAGAGGAUCCCGUUGGCAAGAGGUUACUCGCGUGUUUGAAGACCUGAGGAGGUGCCGACUGCAGCCGAAUGUGAUCAUACACAACGCCGGGAUCAAUACCUUUGGCAAGGCUGCACGGUGGGAAUCGGCAUUGUGGUUGUUGGACCUCACGUGUUGCAAUGGACUUGUACCGACUGUGAUCAGCCACAAUGCGUUCAUCAGCUCCUGUGAUCGAGAAGCACGAUGGCCGGUGGCUUUGCAUUCGCUGAGUGAGAUGCGGAAGGAAGGGGUGGCCGAUUUGAUCAGUUGCAACAGCGCCGUCAGUGCCUGCAGUCGCAGUAGAUCAGAUUGGAGGUUGGCCUUGGCCUUGGGCUCCGCCAUGGCUCAGCAGUCGACACGACCUGAUGAAUUCACCUGUGGCUCCUUGCUCCUUGCGUCUGAGCGCCACGGAAUCUGGAGACUUGCUGUUGGCAUCUGCGCUGAUAUGCGGGCCAUGAUGCUGCGAUCCAACUCCUUCACGUACAGCUCUGCACUGAUGGCGUGUGAGGGUGCUGCCUGGCAGCAGGCGGUGCUGCUGCUUCAGUCCAUGGAGCAGGAUGCCAUUGCUCCCAAUCAAGUCUGCUACACGGCAGCCAUCAACGCUUGUGAGAAGGGUGGGCAAUGGGAGCUGGCGUUGGCUAUCUAUGCACAGGCAGAGGAUGCACUGCAUUUCCGAGACCGAGACGAGCUUCUAUGCGAUGCAGGGCUCCGAGCCUUGCAGCAAGGGAAGCAGUGGCAGGGAGCUUUGGAGCUGGUCUUUGACAUGUCUUCAUCUCAACUGAAGCCUGAUGCGCUGUGUUUUUCCUCUCUCAUCGACGCGUGUGCAAAGGCAGGUGAGUGGCAAACUGUUCUGAAGAUCAUUGCGGCCAUGUGCGAUGCUGGGGUGGAUGACUUUCGGAUAGCACGCUAUGAGCACUCGAUUCAGGCCGGAAGCACUCUUGACUGCUUCAAGCACUCUGCUCUGGCGGUUGUCAUGCAGUGCAUGAAUGCCGAUCCAAGACCUUACACUUACGUCGACACGCAUGCAGGAUCAGCUGUCUACACUCUUGGAGAAGAGCAUCAGCAUCUGAUUUUGCGCUUGCUUGGGGGUCGGCGAAGCCUACCUUGGCAUUUGGCAUCUUAUGUGAAUGCAGUUCGAAAUUUUCAGUAUCUCACCGACAAUACACUGUAUCCAGGCUCUCCAGCGAUGGCCUUGCAGUGGAUUAGGCCUCAGGAUGAUGCGCUUCUCUUCGAGUUGUCUCCCACAAUCUUUUCUGAGCUGAAGCAGAACCUACGGCGGUUUUCCUUGGGUCGUGUCAAGAUGCUGGAGACGAACUCGUACUGGUGGCUGUUGCAUCGUCUUCGCAAACAGCCGACAAGUCGACAGCUGAUUCUGAUCGAUCCACCUUACGAGCCGUACGAAGCCUACAUGGCGUGGAGCCUCUACCUAGUUCAGCAGCUGCAUGAUGCAUGGCCCUCCAGCUGCAUCAUUCUGUGGUAUCCAUACCUGGAUGAACAGCAGAUUCAGGGCCUCUAUCGACGUUUGGAAUUCAUGGAGUUCACGGAUGUUCUCAUCGCAGAAUUCGGCAUCGCGGAAACAAACUCGCUGGAGACCUCAGGCUUGCUUUUGAUCCGCGCACCUACCGGGGUGGAUGCUAUGCUUGCGGACUUGCUUUCGCAACUUGCAUACAACAUCGACUGCGCUUGA